This is a messenger RNA of Ochotona curzoniae (black-lipped pika), 4655 nucleotides long. RefSeq names its product E3 ubiquitin-protein ligase RNF185. NCBI's taxonomy places the organism in Eukaryota, Metazoa, Chordata, Mammalia, Lagomorpha, Ochotonidae. Bases 1137 to 2990 code for a protein of 617 amino acids. Gene Ontology annotation, cellular component: nucleus; cytoplasm; endoplasmic reticulum. Gene Ontology annotation, molecular function: metal ion binding; ubiquitin protein ligase activity; ubiquitin-like protein conjugating enzyme binding. The record is from RefSeq and is a predicted model, not a curated record. Gene Ontology annotation, biological process: ubiquitin-dependent protein catabolic process; protein phosphorylation; actin cytoskeleton organization. The transcript has 15 exons.
UCCUGGUGUCAAGCUGGCCCAACCACAGUUAUCAUCUGUGAACCAGAAGGUUGAAGAUCCUUUGCAGUAGAAUGAAAAUAAAUUAAUAUUAAAUCAGCUCUGGCCCUGCCACUGAGCAACUUCUUGACUCUGGCAUGACUUACAUGAUCUCUCUGCCCGCAGUCUUUGCCAUAUGGAGAUGGGAGUAGUAGUCUAGCAUAUUUCCAUGUACCUUGUAUCCUCAGCUGCAGCUCAUUAGUGGCAGCCACAAACAGCCAGCUCUAGGGAGCAGAGGGAGGUAACGAGCAGAGCACCCUGGGCCUAGGCAGGGCAGAUGCCAGGUGGCAUCUUUGGGGACGGGUCUCUGCACCUGGCUCUGUCCUAUCAGACAUCCCAUGCCUUUGGGUUGGGGGUGUGGCUGUGCCAGGAGCUGGUAUCCUGUGCUUCUGCACAUCUGAGCAAUUACUGUCCUAGGCGCUUGUCAGGCUGGGGAUAUUGGGAACCAGGUACUCUCUGCCUCUCUUGCCUGCCCUACCCUGGAGCCCAGCCUGGGGCGGGGGCGAUGGACAAGCCUGGGCCCCAGUUAUUGUCUGUGGCGCCUGCCUGCAGCCUUGCUCCAGCCCAGCUCCACCCCUUUGCCUGCAAGGUCUAUUUCCUAACAGCUGCUCCAACCACACACCUCGGUUCCGCGAGGAGCCCCUCCUCUUCCUCCCUCCCUCCCUCAUUCAGGGGUGGGACUGGAGAAGAAGGCUAACUUGACAGCAGUGCCUCUUUCUUAGCUAGUCACCGGCCUCAGCCUGAGAACGCCUCUGUGUGUGUUUGUGUGUGUGGGUAGCCUCCGCAGAGAGGUGGUUCUCCCGCAGUCCCCGGGUGGCGGGGAAGCCAGCCGGAGCUGCCAAGAACCCGGCAGGAGCCGGGGCCAGCCAUGAGCCCCUGCAAGAAUUUGCCGGGGAGCGAGUGGCCUGGAGUCCUCUUGCUCCUCUGGCUCCGGAGGGAGAGGUGAGCUCCGGGCAGCCUGCCGGCCUGCCUGCCCACCCACCCACAGCCAGAGGUGUCGAGGAGCCCUGCUGGGCCUGUCAUGGUGGCCGCCUGCAGCCUGGCCGAGGCACUCCCAGACGGGUUUGCAGCUGAGCCUGAGUGUCUGGUGCGGGAAGAAGAUGGGGAGUUACUUGUCUGUCCCCGCGUACUUCACCUCCAGGGACCCCUUUCGGUGUUCCGAAUGCCAAGAUUCCCUCACCAACUGGUACUAUGAGAAGGACGGGAAGCUCUACUGCCACAAGGACUACUGGGCCAAGUUUGGGGAGUUCUGCCACGGGUGCUCCCUGCUGAUGACAGGGCCUGUCAUGGUGGCUGGGGAAUUCAAGUACCACCCAGAGUGCUUUGCCUGUAUGAGCUGCAAGGUGAUCAUCGAGGAUGGGGACGCAUACGCCCUGGUGCAGCAUGCCACCCUCUACUGCGGGAAGUGCCACAACGAGGUGGUGCUGGCUCCCAUGUUCGAGAAGCUAUCCACAGAAUCCGUGCAGGACCAGCUCCCCUACUCCGUCACACUUAUCUCCAUGCCGGCCACCACCGAGGGCAAGCGGGGUUUCUCCGUGUCUGUGGAGAGUGCCUGCUCCAACUACGCCACCACCGUGCAAGUCAAAGAGGUCAACCGGAUGAACAUCAGUCCUAAUAACCGCAAUGCCAUCCACCCUGGGGACCGCAUCCUGGAGAUCAAUGGGACCCCAGUCCGCACUCUCCAUGUCAAGGAGGUGGAAGAUGCGAUCAGCCAGACGAGCCAGACACUUCAGCUGCUGGUUGAACAUGACCCCGUCUCUCAGCGCCUAGACCAGCUGCGCCUAGAUGCCCGGCUCUCUCCCCACAUGCAGAGUGCCAGACACUCCCACACACUCAGCACCCUGGACACCAAGGAGAACCUGGAGGGGACGCUGAGGAGACGCUCUCUGAGGCGCAGUAACAGCAUCUCCAAGUCUCCCGGCCCCAGCUCACCAAAGGAGCCCCUGCUGCUGAGCCGGGACAUCAGCCGCUCCGAGUCCCUCCGCUGUUCCAGCAGCUGCUCCCAGCAGAUCUUCCGGCCAUGUGACCUGAUCCACGGGGAAGUCCUGGGCAAGGGCUUCUUUGGACAGGCCAUUAAGGUCACACACAAAGCCACCGGCAAAGUGAUGGUCAUGAAGGAGUUGAUCCGAUGUGAUGAGGAGACACAGAAGACUUUUCUGACCGAGGUGAAAGUGAUGCGCAGCCUGGACCACCCCAAUGUGCUCAAGUUCAUUGGUGUGUUGUACAAAGACAAGAAGCUGAACCUGCUGACUGAGUACAUCGAGGGGGGCACACUGAAGGACUUCCUACGCAGUGUGGACCCGUUCCCCUGGCAGCAGAAGGUCAGAUUUGCCAAAGGCAUCGCCUCCGGAAUGGCCUAUCUGCACUCCAUGUGCAUCAUCCACCGGGAUCUGAACUCGCACAACUGCCUCAUCAAGUUGGACAAGACCGUGGUGGUGGCAGACUUUGGGCUGUCGCGGCUCAUAGUGGAAGAGAGGAAAAGGCCCCCAGUGGAGAAGGCCGCCACCAAGAAGCGGACCCUGCGCAAGAGUGACCGCAAGAAGCGCUACACAGUGGUGGGAAACCCCUACUGGAUGGCCCCCGAGAUGCUCAACGGAAAGAGCUACGACGAAACGGUGGACGUCUUCUCUUUCGGAAUCGUUCUCUGCGAGAUCAUUGGGCAGGUGUAUGCAGAUCCCGACUGCCUGCCCCGCACACUGGACUUUGGCCUCAACGUGAAGCUUUUCUGGGAGAAGUUUGUCCCUACAGACUGCCCCCCAGCCUUCUUCCCCCUGGCUGCCAUCUGCUGCAAACUGGAGCCCGAGAGCAGACCGGCCUUCUCCAAACUGGAGGACUCCUUCGAGGCCCUCUCGCUCUAUCUGGGAGAGCUGGCCAUUCCGCUGCCAGCCGAGCUGGAGGAGCUGGACCACACUGUGAGCCUGCAGUACGGCCUGACCAGGGACUCGCCUCCCUAGCCCUGGCAGCUCAGCCCCGCUGCAGGGGCGUGUCCCACAGCCCCCGUUCGCUGCCCACUCCACACCCCAGCCCUGCCCGGAAGCAGGGCCAUCCUGGCUUCCUGUGGAUCGGCGGCUCAUAGAGAAGCAGAACACGCCAUCCCUACUACCUCCCCAGGAGGCGAGCGGAUGCAACGCCCGGGAAAUGGAGCCUGGUGACUGUCCUUAGAUCCAACACUCGCCUGAAAGCUGUGAAGAAGAAAACAGAACAAAACAAAUAAGAGCCUGGACUCCAGGCCAGGAGGAAAUCUGUUACUUGGGACUCCUUGGGAAGACCCUGCAGGGAUUCCGGGGGGCUCCUGCUUUACACUAACCAGCAUGACCUGGACCUGCUGGCUAGGGGUCAUGGGGGCGGGGAAGGGGGGGAACCUGCCUAUGCAUUCUGAAGUUGCUAGACCAGCUGGGUACAAGAGGACUACAGGUGGGAGAGCAUGGAUGGAUGACUGGCGGCCCAGGUGGCCCUCAAAGGGCACGAAAUGAUGGUGGUGCUCCCCACCAUGUGCCCUCCAGAUGCUGCCUCCCCUGGAGCAGCAGGGAAGGGAGUAGGUGUUAGGGUAUGCUGGAAGCUAUCCAGAAGGCAAGGAGAAGGCUAGUUGCUGCUCUCCUGCCAGGGGGUGUGGCUCUGGCCAAUUUGGGCACCACAUCAAAGUUGGCAAGACGUAUGUGUGUGUUGGAGGACAACAGGGAGAGGGGUAGUGUGCGGUCUCCACCUCAUGUUCAUAAACUGUGCAGCUGGAAGCCAGCUGAGAACUUCCGGGUGACGUCCUGAGACUGCAACAAGCACAGGAAGAGGGGGAGAUGUUGGGAAGAAAGAGGCCCUGCCAGCUAAAAAUCCCACAUGCCAGUUGCUGCCACUCAGUUCUCGGUGGGCUCCUGAGGGCAGAUACCUAAGUAAGACCCUUGGCCCAGAGCUGGAUGGUUUCCGGUGGACUGUGUGGCUUAUUACUUUGGGUCUGGACGGGGUGGGGUAGGGGAGCAGCCGCAGCUUGCCCUCCAACAUGCCCUAUCCAUGUAGCUAGGCAGAUGUGGGUGGCAGAGCCCAGCACUGAGGUGCAGAGGGCCAACUGGCUUCUACCUCCUUUGUUGGCUAGCCCAACUCAGCCCCUGGUCACAGCUCCCCUGAGCAGGCCCAGGGGCACUGGACAACCUUAGGUCACCCUCCCCACACUCUACCCCAUUCCCCAACCCCUGCCAGUGGUUCCCAGAGCUCCAGGGCUUCUCCAGCAUAACUAAGUUGGCCUCCUAAGUGGCUGUGAGCUUGCACCAUAUUUAACAAAUUGGGGAUGGUUUUGGGGUGGUUGUAUUGGGCAGGGGGUGGGGCACAGGGGUGUGAUCCUGGAGAGUGGUUGCCGUUAAAAUAUUCUCUUGUUCCAUCUGUUGGGUGAGACAUGAAAUAUUGUAUAUAGGCCUGAAGAGUUUUACGGGGUCAGAUGUCACCUCUGGCCAGUGUGGACUUGCAGCUUGGGCUGUCCUGCAAGCUUGCUGCUGCAAGGAUGAGCCCCGGACUCCCAGCAGUGGCCUGGGUCCAUGACCGCUCGCUGCCACGGCUGUUUCCUCAAACAUAAAAAUGGUGGGCCCAAGUUGGGCCAUUGAGCAGACUAAAUAAAUUAAAGUGGUGAACGUCAA